GUUUUGAUGCCUUUGUGGAAAGCCAAGAGAUUGCAAGCUUUCCUCACUUCUGAGAGCAAGAUGUUCCACAAUGCAGUGGCAGUGGCAGUGGCAGAGAAAACCUUCCCACAACCCCACCAGUUGAAAUUAUUUGACUGACAGUCUGCAGCAUACCUUCCCUGCCUGAAUGAGUGGGACAGAAUGAAGUGCUGGUGUGAAAUUGGUUCUUUAGGUAUGAACUAUGUCUUUUAAGCUGAAAUGCUCAGAAAAUGAUACAGAGUGAUUCUCAAAACCAGAUUGCUUCUGACGAAAUAAUUAAAGAGUUGUGUACAAGUAAUGGAUUGGCUUAUGAAAGACUUGAGCAAGAAGGAUCUUCAACACAAAGCUUGGAGAUGUUUUUCUCAGGCUACCCCAGAAUAGUAGGCCUGUCUCAUUUUCCCAAUUUAACAAAACUAACCCUGGUUAGGCAGCACAUCCAGUGGAUUUCUGAUUUAGAGUACUGUCCAUUUCUUAAAGAAUUAUGGAUAGCUGAAUGCUGUUUGAAAAAAAUUGCUGGUUUGGAAAAAUGUGUUCUUUUGAAAAAACUUUACCUGUACUGCAAUAUGAUUUCCAUUAUUGAAAAUCUGGAAAUGCUACAAAAGCUGGAGAUACUUUGGCUUAAUGGGAACCAGAUUAAAGAAAUACAGGGGCUGACUUCAUUGCAGAGACUGAAAGAACUCAAUCUUGCAGAUAACAAUAUCAGUAAAAUUGGAAACCUCUUGGAUCCAAGUGAAAGCAUUGAAAAAUUAAAUUUGUCUGGCAACAGAAUACGCUCAUUUAAAGAAAUUACCAAUUUGGCAAGAUUACCUCACUUAACAGACCUGUGUUUGAAUGACCCCCAGUAUGAAGCUAACCCUGUUUGUCACCUUUGCAAUUAUGCAACACAUGUGCUAUAUCACAUUCCUUUGCUUCAAAGGCUUGACACUUAUGAUGUAUCUUCUAAACAAAUCAAAGAGCUGGCAGAGACAACUGUGAUGAAAAAAGUGAUGUACUACAAUAUGCGAAUCAAGAGUGUUCAUAGACAACUGAAUGAGGAGCUUGAAAAGCUAAGAGAAAGAAAGAACAAACUACAGAAAUUGCCAGAAGAUCGUCUUAAACAUUUCAGCUGCUAUGUGAAACAUGUAAGAAAGGCAAAUCUCACCAUUACCAAACUGGAACGUGAACUGAUGGAACUUCAAGCAAGUGGCAGAAUACAAGCUAGUAAAGUUUCUUCAAGCUGGAACUUUGAAUAUGAAAAACCAGAUGGGGAUGUGGAGAGUCCAGAUGAGACCCCAGAAGAAUCCAGCCUGGAGCAACUAUUUCUUCAUAAAUUAGAUGCCCUCAAAAGAAGAAUAAAUUUCUGGAACAACAAACUGCAGGAAAUUGAAACUAUUUAUCAAGUGGAAGUCAAGAAGAAGAAGAAAACCAGCAAUUUGGCAGUACAGUUUUUGCUUACUGAACUGGAAUCUGUGGGAAACACACGAUUUGAAGAGGGCUCACCAAAUGAUGUUUGGUUUAAUUCAUGCUAUGAAUUGAUUUUAUCCCGAUUUUGUGCCUGGGACUUCAAAGUAUACGGCAUCACUGCACUGAAAGUAAAUCGUGUCAUUAGGGUGCACAACCGGAUUUUGAGGCUGAAUUUUGAGGAGAAAUUCCAAAACUUUUUAGAUAAAGAAGAGUUAAAUGAAUCCAUAAACUUCAAGAAGAUGUUAGAGUAUCUUUUCUAUGUAUCUCCCCCUGAAACAUCCUUGAAGAAAAAGCAAUUAAUUCAAAUUCUAGAAGAAGGUUUUCAGGAAGCAAAAACAGAAAAUGGAGUCCUUUUACUUUCAAACAGUCUAAGUAUCUGUGAACAUCCAAGAAUUGAAAACCUGCAAAAACAAUCCCAGAGUAAAGGAGAUUUUGAGGAGUCAAUCAGAUAUGGGAAACUUAUAAUUGCCAAAGUCUUUCUUGGGCAUAGUGUUGGAGCCCUUCCUACAGAUCCAGUAACCCCAGCCAGCUAUCCUGGGAUCGAUAGUGUAUACAAGCCUCGCAGAUCGUCUCAAAACAGCCCUCAUACAUCCACCAAUGGGACUGUGGAACCAGACAAAGCCAAAUCUUCCGAAUCAUGUUCUUCUGUGGAAUGCAAGAAUUGUGACUGUAGCCUCCGACAGUGUGAAUGGUUUGUGUUUGAUCAUGAGCUUGUUUUGCCAGAGUACGUCAUUGAAUUUGAGUACAUUACACAGGUCAAAGUGGAGGCUUUAUUCUCCUCACCCAGCAAUGUGAUUGGGGAGGAUGGAAGGCGAAAUUCAGCAGGCUUUGUGUUUUCUCGGGAUCUCCAACAUGAUGAUGAAGUGUUAAGCAUGGAGCCAAUAAUUAAGCCCAAGCCCAAAAUUAUUUGCUUGGAUGAAAAAACUGUAAUGGCAAUCUCCAAGGCCAACAUAUAUAGUCAGAUUGUUGUUCUGAAUCUACAUGGAAACCGGCUUACCAAACUCCGAGAUAUCUCCAGACUCACUGGACUUCGCAAGCUUAUUAUCAGUUUUAAUGAAUUUACUUGUUUAGAUGAUGUUUACCACUUGCCCAGCUUGGAAUAUUUUGAUGCCAGCCAUAACCAUGUCAUAACUCUUGAAGGCAUUAGAGGAUUAAACAAACUGAAGUAUUUGGACUUGAGCUGGAAUCAGCUGAAAAAGCCAGCGGAAGAAAUUGGUGUCUUGCGUAAACACACACCGAUGUUGCUCAGCUUGGAUAUCAGGCAUAAUCCAUGGCAUAAGCCAGCCUCUGUGCGCCUGAGUGUGAUUGGUCAGUUGAGAGCUCUAAGACACCUUGAUGGAAUUUUGAUUACGGGGGAAGAGGCAGCAGCUGCUAUUCAAUAUAUAACAGACUCCAAAAUCACCGAGAUGUCUUUGAUAGAGUAUUCUCGGACAGAUCAGGAGAAGCUGCAUAUCCUUAGUGUCUUGCCGUAUGCCAAAAUCUUGAGUCAGAUAAGCAGUAACAAAGUGGAUGUAUUUCAAAACAACUGGCAUUCUACUAUUACUGUAUUAGAUCUGGAUGGACAGCAUCUCUGCAAAAUCAGUGGGCUAGAACAGCUAGAGAAUUUGCGAUGGGCAUCAUUCAGCAACAACAAUCUGACUAAAAUAGAAGGUUUAGAUCAUUGCCUUAAUCUGGAGGAACUCACAUUAGAUGGGAACUGCAUUGUAAACCUUGAAGGUAUUUCAAAACUCUCCAAGCUCAUGCGACUAAGUGCCAACAACAACCACCUCACCAGCCUGGAGAGAAAUGUCUUUGAUAACCUAUCACACCUCCAUUACCUUUCUCUUGAAAACAACCGGAUCACAUCAUUAGGAGGUUUACAAAAGGCCUAUGCACUCAUUGAACUCUACAUAAGCAACAACUAUGUGUCCUCAAACCAAGAAAUAUAUCAAUUGAAGGGGCUAAAUAAUCUAGCUAUACUGGACUUUUAUGGAAAUUUGAUUGUUUGGAAGCAAGAAAAUUACCGCCUUUUUGUCAUUUUUCAUAUUUCUUCUCUGAAAGCCUUGGAUGGUGUUGCUGUGGAAGCAACUGAAAUAGAAAAUGCGAAAGACCAGUUUGGUGGUAAACUUAAUGCUGAUAUGGUGGCAGAAAGACUGGGCCAUUCAAACUUCAGCAAAAUGCAAGAAUUAAACUGGACAGCCUCUAUGAUCAGAAUGGUGGAUCUUGUGCCAGCAGACCAGUUUAAAAACAUCACUAAUGUGAAUUUACAGAACAAUAAUCUUACCUCUUUCAGUGGUUUGAUCUUCCUACCUAAUAUUAAGGUUCUCUGCCUCAAUUACAAUCACAUUGAAUCCAUUUUCCCAAGACAAAAGCCUUCCAAUCACUUAACAAACAGACAGUUGCUACAUCAGAAAGUGAUGUCCAGUGGAUAUGGACAGCAAGGGUCUUCAAAAAACAGCAGGGAUGCAGGAGUCAGUGAAAGUUUGUCUCCAAUAAUGGAGAGUUUAGAAGUUCUCCAUUUGGGCUAUAAUGGAAUUACAAAUUUGGUCUUGUUACAGAUUAGUAGGCUAAAGAAUCUGAAGUUUUUGUUUUUACAGGGAAAUGAAAUCAGCCAUGUUGAAGGGCUCGAAGGCCUGCAGAUUUUGCAGGAAUUGGUGCUGGAUCAUAACAAAAUUAAAGUUAUCAGUGAGAAUUCUUUUGCCAGACAGAGCUCCUUGCUGGCUCUUCACCUGGAGGAGAAUCGUCUGCGUGAACUCAACAAUUUGCUUCCCUUGGGGAAACUACAGAAGCUUUUCCUUGGUCUCAACAGAAUUCAGGAUUUGGUUGAACUUGAAAAACUUGAAUAUCUUCCUUGUAUUAAAGAACUUUCAAUAUACGGAAAUCCAGUAUCACGCAAGAUUUCCCAUCGCCCCCUCCUUAUAUUUCGCUUACCUAACCUUCAGGUUUUGGAUGGCGUAACAGUUAGCCCAGAAGAGAGGGCAAGAGCUGAAUUCCAUUUGCUAGAACAGCAAGUUCUUCCUUCUGCCAAUUCUCCAAUAGAGUGUGGAUUUCCUGGGCUCUUAUCUUCUUUCCCCAAAGCAUGUCCCUUGAAGAUUGCCAAUAUGAGUCUUUCGGGAGCAAUCAGCCAUGCGUAUGUGACUGAGUUUGGUUUUCCCUAUACUAUUGAUGAAGUGAAUGGAGGCGAAGCUAACAAAAGUAGGAAACCAAAGAACACAGCCCUGGGAUUGUGUAGUUCUCGAAGCAUUCAUGCUGAAUUAGCCAUGAGGCAAGCCAAAAGUACAUCGGGUAACUUUCCAAGCCAUGGGACCUCAUAGAUCAUCCUUGCUGAAUAAUUGCCACAAUACAUUUUCAUUUUGCUGCAGUGAAAGGACAGUGAACUGUUCCUCUGGAAAUUACUGGAGACAAUUUUGAGUGCCAGACUGAGGGAUGCUGGUAUACAUAAAAACAUAACACCUGAUACUUGUGUGCAUUUGAAUUUCCGUCCAACUAUAUUGUAAAUCAGUUUUAUUUAUUCAUAGGGGGAAAAAAGACCACUCCGAACCAUGAUUUUCCAGAUGUAAUAUGCUGUUGCUAAUAGAAAUAUUCUCUAUUUCAUUAUAUUAGCAGAGUGCUUUCUUUCUCAUGUUACCAUAUGCUGGGAUUCCCUGUAUUAUGUAGGUUUGGGUAGAAACACAUGUUAUGUGUUAAGCAGGAAAACAAGAGAUCCAAAAUUAUGAAGUUAUAUGUUGCAGAAGGCUGACUGAACGAUUUUUUAAAAAAAAUAUUUUGAGAAAUAGUAAUUGUAAAGAAAAAUAUAAUAUUCCCAUCAAUUCCUAUAAUAUGUGCAAUUAAGAAGAGUUGGAAAUGUACCAUAUGUUGGAAUCUCAUCUGUGGAUUAAAUCAAAGCAUGAUUUCUAAACAGAAGGCUUGUAUGAAAUAAUUACUAUAAAACAGUAACAUCUCCAGACAUAAUGCCUCAAAUGAAUCAUGUUUGGCGUUUCACAAAAAGAAAAAUACGUUAAUUUGUUUUAGAGAACAUGAAGAAAGAGCUUACAUAUCUACUGCAGGAUGGAGCCUGUCAGAAAAGCAGAGCAAAAUAACCUGUCAAAGGGUACAUUGCCAUACUGGAAAUGAUUCUUUGGGUGGGUUUAAUAUUAAACUCUUAACUCAGUUUUGACAAAAAGUUUGGAAUUUUCACAAAUCAUUGAGUUCACACAACAGACUGAACUAAAAAAUGCCCAAGUUUCAUUUUAUCCUGGUUUAACAUGUUCCAGUUACAUCUGAGUAAGAAGAAAAGGUAUGAGGUAGAGGAAGGUUUGAAUAUGAACUGCUUUUCAAUGGUUGGGGUGGAGCAGUCAAGGAGAGGUUUACAGCUGUGACCAUCUUUACAAUUGAUCUUAGGCAAUAAAAUUGAUGGAACAGAUCCUUAUAUCCCUACACCAGGGACCCCGAUGUAAGGAAACAUUUGGCAACUAGUAGGCAGAGAAAGAACUAACCAAUUUGCCCUUCUUCUCGUGGCUUAUUGCUCUGUCAAUUCCUGUAGGCUAUAUAUAUUUAAAAUAGUGGAGGUGCACAAUUCACCUAGGCCAUAAGUCUUAAAUCGAGUACAUUGUGUUGGUUAUUUAUUUACUAGUGUUCAAGGGUGGUGUGAGUAAAGCUCAUCAAUGCUGACAUCUGCCUGAAGGCCCCCAGGGCAAGCAGAUUCUUCCUGUGAGCCUCCAGUUUAAUAUGCCACAUGACUGGGAUUGUAUGCCAGAUCUUGGGAUCUUCUGGGAAAUUAAAAUGAUUGCUCUCAGGAACCCCUGGGUGGUUGAUACCGUGUCUCCCCCUGCCACCACCCUCCCUGGGGUCAGAAAGUUUAUUUUUUCCCGAAGCACCCUCAGAACUAGGUAUGUUUAAAAGCGUUUAUGUAGUCACAUGUUUAUUCUUAAAAUGUAGUUUAUUUAAUGUCUUGAAAUUAAACAAAACAGUCAUGAAUUUACCAUACUUCAUUACAAAUGUAUACUCACGUAUACUCACGUUGUUCUUAAAAUAAUUACAAUAAAAUACAGCACUUUCUGUUAAAAAUGAAAAGGAAGCGAACGGUUGCUGACUCAUUUUUAAAAUCUGGCAGCUCGUCCCACUACAGUUUUAUUUUCAAAAUUAAUCAAAGGUGGAAAAUGAAAGAACAAAAUCACAAUUUUCUCUAUACAUAACAUUUUAAAAAUCUGUUGAACUUUCUGUCAAUAACCAUUCUUAUCUAGCGCUACAUGCUAUAUCAGUAUAAUAGUUACUGAUAAAGGGAGAUAUUGACAACAUGUAAUUUCAAUUUCCAGAAAUCACAGAGUUGGGAAAGGUGGCACUAGCUGGAAGGAAAGAGAGAAGCCAUAGUUUUUAAUACAAACAGAUCCUUUUAAUGAAAAGGUUUACUCAAAAAGAUCUACCACCAAGGAUUUCUCUUGGUAUAUGAAAAUGUAUUUUUCAUAAUAUUUUAUUGAUGUAUUCUUUUCCAUUAAAAAACUUCAAGGCAAAAUGUAUACAGGAUACAAUACAAAAUAUUAAUCAUGAAUAAUUUGCUUAAAGCAAACAUACCUGAGAAAAGGACUGCAAUAUUUCAACUGUAUUCUCUCAUUAGGACAGUCCAUGGAUGGGAUACAAGGCACACUGUCUGUUAGCAUGGGAAUUAAACCCAAAUGAGCUGCCCUGCAUAUAUUGGGCUUUAGAUCCUAUUGUUCCCAAAAUGUGUAUCCAGGCUGUAGGGUUGCUUCCUAAGUGUCCUCUGUUAAGAGUUGACUCCAUAUUCAAAGCCAACAUUUUAUCUUUGUUUUCUUCAUCACAAAUGAAGAUACAUAAACACUCUGCUUCUAAACUAUCUAAGCUCUUUUAAGCAUGACUGGCAUUGAUCUGGAACAGAGAGUCCUGGGAAGAAGGAAUUCAAGGGAGAAAUUGGAAGAUGAGCUCCCAAGAACAUUUAUUUAUUUAUUUAUUUAUUUAUUUAUUUAAUUAAACUUUUAUACUGCCCUUCUCCCGAAGGACUCAGGGCGGUGUACAGCCUGCAUUAAAACAAUUAAUAUACACACUAAAAUAACAAUUAAAAAACUUAUUCAAUAAAAGGCCGAAAUUAAAACCGUCCAAUUGACCAUAUAAAAUACCCAAUAAAAUUACAAUUGAAAAAUUUAAAAUUUAAAAUUUAGAAUUUAAAAAUCAGGCCAGUCCCGCUUGGAUAAAUAAAUAAGUUUUCAGUUCCCGGCGAAAGGUCCGGAGGUCAGGCAAUUGGCGUAAACCGGGGGGAAGUUCGUUCCAGAGAGUAGGUGCUCCCACAGAGAAGGCCCUUCCCCUGGGGGCCGCCAGCCGACACUGCUUGGCGGACGGCACCCUGAGAAGACCCUCUCUGUGAGAGCGCACGGGUCGGUGGGAGGCAUGUGGUAACAGCAGGCGGUCCCGUAAGUACCCGGGCCCUAAGCCAUGGAGCGCUUUGAAGGUGGUAACCAAAACCUUGAAGCGCACCCGGAAGACCACAGGUAGCCAGUGCAGACUGCGCAGGAGUGGUGUUACCCGGGAGCAACGUGGUGCUCCCUCAAUCACCCGCGCAGCUGCAUUCUGGACUAGCUGAAGUCUCCGAGUGCACUUCAGGGGUAGCCCCAUGUAGAGAGCAUUGCAAUAAUCCAGACGAGAAGUGACGAGAGCAUGAGUAUGAUACAGUACUUGUUCUGUUUCCCUCCCCCAAUACUCCCAACAAAGAGUCAGUCAAAGGCCUUCUUUUUUAAUUUAUUUACAUAGAUAAAUGUUCUGGCCACAUCUACCCACGGGCCUGCCAAGUCUCUGGACAUAACGAGGAAAUUAUAGAUAAGGCCAGAAUUACUCACGAAUAUAUUCUUCCCUCCAUUGAUACAGUUUGCCCGCGCAAAUUCACUGCUUUGUCCAAGACAAAAAACCAGGAAGUUCCGCCUCCUUUUUAUAGUCUCUGCAGAUGUCACUGCAUGACCAUCAUUCUUUGGCUUUGUCCCAACGCUUCCUCUGCUGUGCGCGCCGGUCAUGUCUGCGCAGUCUUGCAUCACUCCAAAACUGUUCUUGGGGCGUUGCCAAAUCAGAAGAAGGCCCGGGAGAAUCAGGCCUUGCCGGCCCCUCCUCCUCCCUUUGGGUGGGUGCCAGGGAGGGAGAGGGCCCAAGAGAAGCAGGUCUUGCCAGGUCUUCUCCCUCACUUUCUGAAUCAUCCAAGUCCAGGAGUCCGGGUCCAGGAACCUGGGUCACAACAAUACUGUUAUGUAUCUUAUCCAGGGUUUCCUUAACCCUGACUAGGAAUAUCACUGUUUGAUGCCGCCAACCUUUUUUAGUGAAGUUCAGCAACUACGUACACCUUUAUGUAACAGUUUUGCAUUCAAGGCCUUAUAGCAGAGAUCAGAUCCUAGAAUGAUAUUUGGGAGGGCGGCUGGUCAAUCCAUAAGUUGAACCAGAUAAAAUUCCCUCACAUUAAUAGCAAGUUAUAUCACUGACCAACUAGUCAGAAGGGGCCAGAAGGGGCCGGGAAGGGGCCGGGAUAGCUCAGGCAAUAGAGAAGCCUGUUAUUAAAACACAGAGCCUGCAAUUACUGCAGGUUCGAACCCGGCCCAAGGUUGACUCAGCCUUCCACCCUUUAUAAGGUAGGUAAAAUGAGGACCCAGAUUGUUGGGGGGGCAAUAAGUUGACUUUGUAAAAAAAUAAUAAUAUACAAAUAGAAUGAGACUAUUGCCUUAUACAUUGUAAGCCGCCCUGAGUCUUCGGAGAAGGGCGGGGUAUAAAUGUAAACAAAAACAAAAAAAUGAAUGAAUGUGAUAAGCAAUUAUUUUUAAGUGAAUGAAAUAGAAUUAACCUGCCUAUAGAAUAUAGUCCAAUUCUGAAUGAUUACGAAGUUUUUAUUAAAAAUGGUAGAUAAGACUUUCAGUGACAGAUUCAGCCACGGUUGACAAAGAAUAGCAUAAUCCAGGAUCUCUAUUUCCUUGUGCAAGGUCUUAUACUUGUAUACCUGGUCAAAAAUAAUUUAUUGGCAAUGAGUAGCCUGGGAGGAGACAGAUGGCUAUUUAAACUUAGUAUAUUCUAUAGCACAAAUUUACUCUGAUUAAUGUAUUAGUUGAGAAAUCAUUCUGUGCUAUCAAAAAGCUAUUUUAAAUAUUGUAUCAUUAUGGACAUGGAGAGUUUUUUUUUCUUUUCUGUUUUAAACGAUUUAAUGUACAUUCAGCUUUUAAAAUUCAAGGAAUUGACCAAAGUAAUACACAGCCACUAAAUCAACAACAGGUCAGCAGUGACAACAGCAGAAGAAAAUGUCUGUAUUACAAAAUUUCCCUUGACUGCCAAGAACUUUUUCCAAGUGAAGGACCAUCACAAAAAGUCUCUCAUUGGCUUCCACUUGCCCUUAUUUCAUUUUAUUUAUUUCAUUUAUUUAUUUAUUUUGUCACACAGUGUAUAUAUAAGCAUAAGCAUGAAAUAAUUAUACAAUAUAUAAGCAUAUAUAUGAAUAUGUAAUAACUAUAUUAAUUGAAUAUAACGAAAGGAAAAAAUAGGGCAGGAAUGAUAGGCACGUUAGUGCUCUUAUUUACGCCUCUUACAGACCUCUUAGGAAUGGGGUGAGAUCAAUAAUAGAUAGUUUUUGGUUGAAGCUUUGGGGAUUUUGGGAAGAGACCACAGAGUCAGGUAGUGUAUUCCAAGCAUUAACAACUCUGUUACUGAAGUCAUAUUUUCUGCAAUCAAGAUUGGAGUGGUUAACAUUAAGCUUAAAUCUAUUGUGUGCACGUGUAUUGUUGCAAUUGAAGCUGAAGUAGUCUUCGACAGGAAGGACAUUGUAAUAGAUGAUUCUAUGAGUUAAACUCAGGUCAUGCCGAAGGCGGCUGUGUUCUAAAUUUUCUAAACCCAGGAUUUCAAGUCUGGUGGCAUAAGGUAUUUUGUUGUAUUCAGAGGAGUGGAGAACUCUUCUUGUAAAAUAUUUCUGGACACGUUCAAUUGUAUUGAUGUCAGAAAUGUGGUAUGGGUUCCAGACAGUUGAGCUGUAUUCAAGAAUUGGUCUAGCAAAGAGUUUUUGGAGAAGAAGCUACGCAAGAUUAGGUUUACAACUCUUAAGGCCUUUUUUUGCGAUGUAGUUACAGUGGGCUUUGGCACUUAGAUCAUUUGAUACGAAAACUCCAAGAUCUUUAACAGAGUGGGGGUCAUCAGUAAGGUAAUGUCCAUCAAGCUUGUACUUAGUGUUUAGGUUCUUUUUUCCAAUAUGUAAGACUGAGCAUUUGCUGGUUGAGAUUUGGAGUUGCCAGGUUUUAGACCAAUCAGAUAAAAAGUCAAGGUCUUUUCUCAGCAAAGAGAACACAAUUACUUGUAAUAUGGUUACAGAGAUCAUUAAUGUAUAAUAUGAAGAGUGUUGGUCCAAGAACGCUGCCUUGGGGAACGCCACUUUUGACAGGAACAGGAUUUGAUAGAGCAUUGCCAAUUUUGACCACUUGUUGUCUGUUUGAUAGAAAAACUGUUAUCCAAUUGUGGAGGGGUCCUGAGUUGCCGUAGGAUUUUAGUUUUAGGAGAAGUUUAUCAUGUACUACUGAGUCGAAAGCUUUACAGAAGUCUAUGUAGAUUGCAUCUAUUGCUUUGCCCUGAUCAAGAUUUGUAGUCCAUAUGUUUUUGCAGUGAAGAAGUUGUAAAUUACAUGAUAAUUUUUUUCUGAAACCAAAUUGUUUAUUAGAGAGUAGGUUGUUUGUUUCUAGGUGGAGGGUAAUGGAUUGGUUGAUGAUAGAUUCCAUUACUUUGCAGGUGACACAGCAAAGAGAGAUAGGUCUGUAAUUUUCGACUAGGCUGGGGUCUCCUUUUUUGAAGAUAAGGAUUACCGUGGCAAGUGACCAAAGUUUGGGAAGGGAACUGGUCGCGAAAGCUUUUUCACAUGGCUUUCUGCACAAAUCUUAAAAUUCUGGAAAAAGUUGUAAUCAUAUGCUGAGAAUGUGUUUCUUGCAUCUGCCGAGACAGUUUGAAAAGAUCAGGGGUGACCAGCCCCUUAGUGAAAUAACCAUCUUAGCUUUCUUCAUGAGCUGGCUGCAGGCUGCCAUUUUCUCUUUAAUCACUUAUCCUUUGGAAGCUCUAGCUUGCUUUUAAGCUUUGUGUAAUCCCUUGUGAUAAUUUUCUUUUACAAUAAGAGGCAUUUUCCUUAUCUUACAACAGAUCUGUUCUACAAAUCUCUUCAUUGAGGAGAAUUAGCUGCCCCGUCCCUUACUUUGGAUGAUUUACAAAUACAUUUUUGCUCUUUGGAAUGCAUGGAUGAGUCUGUCUGAGUCUGUGUCUAUACAUAAAACAUACAGAUCACACACACACUAUAUAUAUAUAUAUUGUUAAAAUAUGUCAUAGACAUCUACAUCACAUUUUGUUAAAAUAUGUCAUAGACAUCUACUUCACAUGGCCAAAAAGCUUUAGGCUUCUCUUAAACAUCUUGCUAUUAUGAGACUUCCUAAUGUAUUAUCUAGUAUAUCAGAGAGAGCUAUCCAUAGUCAGAAAUAGUAUAGGUCAAUCUCAACUUAUGAUUCAUUUAGUGACCAAAAACAGCACUGAAAAAACUGACUUAUGGUGAUCCUCGCACUUAUGACAGCACCAGUGUGGUGACAUGAUCAAAAUUCAGGCACUUGGCAAUAUUACAGCAUCCAAAGCCAUGUGAUCAUCACUUGCAAUUUUCUCAGCUAGCUUCCAACAAGCAAAGUCAGUACAGAAGUCAGAUUUGCUUAAUAAGCACAUAAUUCACUUAAUUACAGUGAUUCACUAAACAAUGUUGGUUAAAAAAAAGGUCAUAAAAUUGGGCACAAUUCACUCACCCACCUUGCAGAAAUUCUGGUCCCAAUUUUGGUGGUAAGACUAUCCUGUACUGAGACUAUACAAAGGACUCUUUCAGUUUUGAUUGACAAAGAAAAAAGAAACAAAACACCACCCUAUCCUUUUAUCGUGUAUAAUACUUGUUUUAAAAGUGCUCAAAAUAAAAAAUUAAAAUUCAACCUCUAUCAAAAUAUCAAGAUUAUGAGAAUAUUCAGUUGUUAAAGAUACAUCACAAAUAUAUGCAUGUUGAUAUUUAACAGCACACACUACAAAUUUAAAUGUUUAAACAUCUAGAAGUGUAGAAAAUUAUCCUACUUACCAGGAUGCAUAGAGCCUCCCUUGACAUCU
This is a messenger RNA of Ahaetulla prasina, 12552 nucleotides long. It is a transcript of the gene LRRC9, whose product is annotated as leucine rich repeat containing 9. Bases 249 to 4754 code for a protein of 1501 amino acids. Gene Ontology annotation, molecular function: protein binding. The transcript is spliced from 33 exons. Lineage: Eukaryota; Metazoa; Chordata; Lepidosauria; Squamata; Colubridae. The record is from RefSeq and is a predicted model, not a curated record.